Salvelinus sp. IW2-2015 is the source of this 3380-nucleotide messenger RNA. NCBI's taxonomy places the organism in Eukaryota, Metazoa, Chordata, Actinopteri, Salmoniformes, Salmonidae. The record is from RefSeq and is a predicted model, not a curated record.
CGCAUGUUCAGUUGUAUAUCGCCCGUUAWGGAGGACUGCGGAGUUUAGCUAGCUCAUGUUCAACAGCACCACCGACGACCAUAUAGCUUAAUCAUGGUGAAUGUAAAGAAGCGGAAAGGUCGAGUCGUUAUCGACUCUGACUCUGAAGACAGUGCUAGUGAUGAUAAUUUAGAUCAGGAGCUUCUGUCUCUGGCCACCAAGAGGAAGAGGGUGGACUCGGAUGACCAGCAGGAUAACCAGCAGGAUGACCAGCCAGUCAGCAAGCCUGCAGCCUCAUCAGACUCGGAGACAUCAGACAGUGAUGAUGAGUGGACCGCCGGGGGUCCUAAAGUCAAGAAGAAAGUUAAGCCAGGGAAACCGACAACAACAGAGAAGAAGAAAGAGGCGGCGAAGAAGAAGAGAGUUCAUAAAGCUGCAGCGUCCGGUAGUUCUGGUGGAGACAGUUCAGCUGACAGUUCUGCCCCCGAGGAGGGUGAGGUGUCUGACUCCGAGAGCAACACCUCUGCCUCCAGCUCAGACUCCUCGUCGGAGGACGAUGUGUUCAGGGACGGCUACGGAGAGGACCUGAUGGGAGACGAGGAGGACAGGGCUCGGCUGGAGCAGAUGACUGAGAAGGAGAGGGAGCAGGAGCUCUUCAACAGGAUAGAGAAGAGGGAGGUGCUCAAGAGGAGAUUUGAAAUAAAAAAGAAACUGAAGACGGCGAAGAAGAAGGAGAAAGAGGAGAAGAAGAAGAAGGACGAGGAAGAACAGAAAAAGAGAUCAUCCGUGAUGUCCCACAACAAGGAGAGGAGAACUAAACGGGAUGAGAAGCUAGAUAAAAAGUCUCAGGCCAUGGAGGAACUGAAAGCGGAGAGAGAGAAGAAGAAAACCAGGACAGCGGAGCUCCUGGCGAAACGGCAGCCCCUGAAGACCAGCGAGGUGUACUCCGACGAUGAGGAGGAGGAAGAGGAGGAGGAUGAUGACAAAUCCUCAGUAAAGAGCGAUCGCAGUUCACGCUCUUCAUCUUAUUCCGAAGACGACGAGAAAGGGGAGACGCCACCAAAAUCUCAGCCCGUGUCACUGCCAGACGAGCUGAACCGGAUCCGUCUGUCCCGACACAAACUGGAGCGCUGGUGUCACAUGCCGUUCUUCCAGAAGACCGUCAGCGGCUGCUUCGUACGGAUCGGCAUCGGGAACAGUAGUAGCAAACCAGUUUACAGGGUAACGACAGGCUGCUUCGUACGGAUAGGCAUCGGGAACAGUAGUAGCAAACCAGUUUACAGGGUAACGACAGGCUGCUUCGUACGGAUAGGCAUCGGGAACAGUAGUACAAAACCAGUUUACAGGUCUGCUGACGGUUUCUCUGUGCUGACGGUUUCUCUGUGCCCUGUCCCCAUAUCUCUCUCCUCUAGGCAUGGUGGUGACACCCGAGUCUUCAGACUGGAGUUUGUGUCCAAUCAGGAGUUCACAGAAAACGAGUUCAUGAAGUGGAAGGAGGCGAUGAUCAUAGCCAGUAUGCAGGUUCCCACUCUAGAUGAGAUCAAUAAGAAGGAGCAGGCCAUCAAAGAGGCUUGUAACCACAAAUUCAACGACAAAGACAUCGAGGAUGUAAAUCGUUAAAAGAGAAAGACCGAUUCGAAAGCGCCCUUCCACUACGCCAUGAAGAAAACAUCACUACUCAAAGAUAAGGCGGCGAGGGAGUGGGGGGCCGAGCCGAGAUCAGGACCCAGCUUGAGAUGAUUGGAGGAGAGGGCCGAGCAUCUGGACAGACAGAGGACCAAAAACAUCUCUGCCAUCAGCUACAUCAACCAGAGGAAUCGUAGCUGGAACAUUGUGGAGUCUGAGAAGGCUCUUGUCGCUGAAGGACAGAAUGCCAAGCUGCAGAUGGACCCGUUUACUAGACGGCAAUGCAAACCGACCAUGGUGUCUAACGCCAGAGACCCUUCAGUCCAUGCAGCUAUCCUCCAGCACCUCAACGAGAAGUACGGAGAAGGGUCGGGCAAAGAGAUGGACUUGGAGUUUGAGAUGGGCAGGGGAGCGGGGCAGGCUGCUCUGAAAGUCAUCGACCCGACUAAGAACACCAGCGACCUAUCAGAGGACCUCUUUAAAGUUCACGACUUUGACGUCAAGAUCGACCUACAGGUUCCCAAUGCAGAAGCCAAGUCUCUGUCGGUGAGCGCUAACACCUUGGCAGUAAAGGACGGUGCUCCACGCAGAUCUCUCAACCUGGAGGACUACAAGAAGAGGAGGGGCUUGAUCUAAUGAACUACAGGAAUAUGGGCGUGGUCUAAUGAACUACAGGAAGAGGAGGGGCCGUGGUCUAAUGAACUACAGGAAGAGGAAGGGGGGCCUGGUCUAAUGAUCUAAUAGCCUAACCCCUCAGUCAGUCAGAACCACCUGCAUGUGUUGGUUGGCAAUUCUACCCCUGUGUGUGUGUGUGUGUGUGUGUGUGUGUGUGUGUGAGUGAGAGUAAGUGUGUGUGAGGUGUAAGUGUGAGAGGGGACACUAGAGACUGUCCAUUUUAAAACUGAUAGGAUAUAUUAAGAGAAGACCCCUCAGUCAGUCAGAACCACCAUUUUAAAACUGAUAGGAUAUAUUAAGAGAAGACUACUUUUUUUUUUUCCAAGUUUCUCUCUUAGAAGAAAGUUGUCCACCUUUUUUAUUUUUGCGUUAUUAUGUGCAAAGUCGUACUUCAAAUGUUUUUAUUUUUUAUUAUUAGUUAUUUCUAUGUUUUUAUAAAUAAAUCUUACGUUGGUUCUCCCUCAUAUGGAUCUGAAGUUCACUCCUUUGGUGUCCAGGGCACAAUGCUUGUGAAAGGACACUGUCUUGUAAGACAGAUUGUUGAAAUACUGUUAUCUGAUUUCCCCAUCAACAACAGACUGGAUUUCUUUCGUACCUGAUUUCAGAGCAGUUCCACCUGCAUGGUUCACUAGAGGUUAUAGGGUGAAGUUGCCUCUAGACGCUGAUCUUGGGUCAACCACUAACGUUUGAGGUUAGGAUUUUGGGGGAGGAGAAACUGAUUCUAGAUCUGUAGCUAAGUGGGAAACUUCACCCCUGAGCCCUUUCCCUGUUCUCUCUUCUCACCCUCUUGUUCCCUGUCUCUCGGUCUCCUUCCCUGUCCCUUUUUUAGACUGCAUAGCCCGUUAUCUACUUACUGGACAGUACAUGUCACUUUUUUUUCUCAAGUCUAUCAAAAAAAGAAACAGAUUAAUCUAUCAAUUUACACAGAUCUUUUCUUUUAAUCUCUAGUUUUUUUUGUUUGUUGUUUACCUCCCAUUUUUCAGAGCAGAUUCUAAGUGUUAUCGAUUGUGUAUUUAGUCAGUUCCUGUAUUGAUGUGGCAUGCCAUGUGUAUAUAUUACAGUUUGGAGUGAGGCAGAAUAAAGAGCGGCAGUGUUUCGUA